This is a messenger RNA of Misgurnus anguillicaudatus (oriental weatherfish), 2583 nucleotides long. It is a transcript of the gene olfch1, whose product is annotated as olfactory receptor C family, h1. Gene Ontology annotation, molecular function: G protein-coupled receptor activity. Gene Ontology annotation, cellular component: plasma membrane. Gene Ontology annotation, biological process: G protein-coupled receptor signaling pathway. The record is from RefSeq and is a predicted model, not a curated record. NCBI's taxonomy places the organism in Eukaryota, Metazoa, Chordata, Actinopteri, Cypriniformes, Cobitidae.
GUCUCUGUCAUGCUAAUCUUCGGGAUAAUGCUGCUCUGCAGCUUUGAAACAAAGGGGGCGACUAACUGUAACAUGAUAGGGAAACCAGAGUACCCCCUGCUGUCAAAUGAUGGAGAUAUCAUUAUUGGUGGAGCUUUCUCAAUUCACAGUAAAAUAAAUUCGGAAAUACCUUCAUUUACUGAGAAACCGCAGCAUCUAAUAUGCAGCAGCCUUAAUUUGCAAGAAUUCCACUUUGCUCAGACAAUGAUCUUUGCCAUCGAGGAAAUUAACAACAAGAGCAGCUUACUCCCAAACAUUUCAAUUGGAUAUCAAAUUUUUGACAGCUGUGGCUCAACACUAGCCUCAAUGAGGUCAUCCAUGUCUCUGAUAAACGGCCAGGAGAUGACAGCAGAACAAACUUGCUUUGGAAAAACAGCAGUGAAAGCCAUCAUUGGAGAAUCUGAAUCUUCCUCGACCAUUGUACUGUCCAGAGCAACGGGGCCCUUCAAGAUUCCUGUGAUUAGUCAUUUUGCUACCUGUGCUUGUCUAAGCAACAGAAAGCAAUUUCCUUCUUUCUUCAGGACCAUUCCCAGCGAUUACUACCAGAGCAGAGCACUGGCUCAGCUGGUCAAACACUUUGGCUGGACCUGGGUUGGAGCAGUGAGAAGUGAUAAUGACUAUGGAAACAAUGGAAUGGCAACAUUCGUCGAGGUAGCUGAACGAGAGGGAGUAUGCAUAGAGUAUUCAGAGGCCAUACUGAGAACAAACACCAAAGAAAAGAUUGCUAAAGUUGUUGAAGUGAUUAAAAAGGGAAGUGCUAAGGUUCUUGUGGCAUUUCUGGCACAGGGUGAAAUGGAUGUGUUGCUGGAGGAGACUAUCAGACAAAAUGUAACUGGGCUACAGUGGGUGGGUAGCGAAUCCUGGAUUACAGCAAGACACUUGGCAACUGAAAGAGUUUCAAAAGUCCUUGCUGGUGCGCUUGGCUUUACUAUCAGUAAGUCAAAAAUCCCAGGUCUGAAACAAUUUCUCCUUAAGGUCAAUCCAUCUCAGAACCCUUCAAAUUCUCUUUUGAGAGAAUUCUGGGAGACGACAUUUGGCUGCCACCUUCCUUCCACCACCAGUCCCAAAACUGAGUAUGAUAAAUAUUGUGAUGGAUCUGAAAAUCUGAGUAAUGUGAGUAAUCCAUUCACAGAUGUAUCUGAGCUGAGGAUUUCAAAUAAUGUAUAUAAGGCAGUCUACACUAUAGCUCAUGCACUGCAUAACACGCUGACUUGCAAAUCCUCAAACGGCAUACUAAACAACAGCACAUGUGGAGAAAAGGAUUUAAUGAUUUCCAGCCAAGUACUACAAUCCCUUCAAAAUGUCAAUUUCACAAUGGCCUCAGGUGAGAGAGUAUACUUUGACAGGAAUGGAGACCCUUCUGCGAGAUAUGAGCUGGUAAACUGGCAGAAAACUGAAGCAGGGGUAACAAAUUUUAUAACUGUGGGUCACUAUGAUGCUUCGCUACCCAGUGAACAGCAGUUUGUGAUGAAUUCUGCUAAUAUAGCCUGGGCGGGAGACAGCCACAUGAAACCAAGAUCCGUGUGCAGUGAGAGCUGUCAGCCAGGUUUCAGACAAGCUGUGAUUAAAGGCAGACCAGUAUGCUGCUUUGAAUGUGUGAGGUGCCCUUCUGGAGAAAUCAGCAAUAUGACCGAUUCUGCUGAAUGCAUCAAAUGUCCUUCAGAGUUCUGGUCAAAUGAAAACCAAAGUAUGUGUGUUCCUAAGAAAGUGGAGUUCCUUUCGUUCAAGGAAAACAUGGGAAUACUUUUGACUGCAUUUUCAUUAUCUGGCGUAUCUUUAACUAUUGCAGUUGCACUCGUGUAUUACCACUUCAUGGAUACACCUCUUGUUAAGGCCAGCAAUACAGAGCUGAGCUUCCUGCUGCUCUUUUCAUUGACUCUGUGUUUUCUCUGUUCACUUACUUUUAUUGGUCGCCCCACUGAGUGGUCCUGUAUGUUGCGUCACACAGCGUUUGGGAUCACUUUUGCCCUUUGUAUGUCAUGUGUUUUAGCUAGGACAAUAGCAGUUGUGAUGGCCUUUAGGGCCACAGUACCUGGUACAAGUGUCCCUCAGUGUUCAGUGCCAUUACAAAGAAGUGGAGUUUUCUGUUGCACUAUUUUUCAAGUCAUUAUAUGUACCCUGUGGCUGUUGUUAGCCCCUCCAAUGCCAUAUAAAAAUGUUUCCCAUUUAGUUGAUAAAAUUAUACUAGAAUGUGAUCUAGGUUCUACUGUAGGUUUCUGGGCUGUGUUGGGUUAUAUUGGCCUACUGGCUGUCCUGUGUUUCAUUUUGGCUUUUUUGGCUCGAAAGCUGCCUGAUAACUUCAAUGAAGCUAAAUUCAUCACAUUCAGUAUGCUCAUAUUCUGUGCUGUAUGGAUCACAUUUAUCCCAGCUUAUGUCAGCUCUCCUGGAAAAUUUACUGUUGCUGUUGAGAUAUUUGCCAUUUUAGCCUCUAGUUUUGGUUUGUUAUUCUGUAUUUUUACACCAAAAUGCUACAUUAUUAUAUUUAAGCCAGAACAAAACACAAAGAAACAUAUGUUAGGCAAAGGCCAUGCAAAAUCACUAUAA